AUGAAGCCCGAUCCUGCAGUCGUUGUCCGAGUGCCCCAGGGCACGGGCAUCCCCUCCACAACCCUCAAAAUACUAUGUCGACGUUUCCAAAAGGCCCGUCUAGCCGCCCUCCAGGCCGAUCCAUCUGCAUUUUCGUCGACUUACGAGCGAGAGAGCCAAUUUGACGACGCUGCAUGGGCCCAACGAUUGCAGAACCCGGCGGCCCAAACGUUUGUGGCGCUUGUUAAAAAUAGAACCGAGUUCCCCCCAGAAGGGCAGAAGCGCCAGGAGGAAAGCAAGGGUGAGGAUAUCGAUGAGGUUAUUGAGCUGCUGUCAAACCAUGAAUGGAUGGGGAUGAUUGUGCUCGUCGGUCCAAAAGCGCUUGCAGCCGAUGGCUCUGAAUCAGCUGCUCCGUGGAAAGCGUUUGCAUCAAUGGGGCCGUCUUCAAUAUUGGAUAUGGCUUCGUUGAUUGGUGCAGAGGCUGCUUAUUUUGCAGCAUCAAUGUUCGUUCUGCCUGGGGCACGGAGGCAAGGGUUGGGCCGCAAACUUAUUACCCACGCUUCGGAGGUCGUGAAACGGGACUGUGUGGCAUUUGGGGCAUCCAAGUUGAAUAUUAACCUUUUGGUGGCCGCGGAGAACACUCCUGCUAUCAGCCUGUAUCAUAACUGUGGAUUUGAAGUUGUUCCUGGAGCAAGUCCAGCAUCGCGUGGGGUUCAGGAAACGGACCUGGCAACUGUUGCGAUGGUCAGAACCACUGAGAUCAUGACAGGCUCCUGA
Messenger RNA from Uncinocarpus reesii 1704, 756 nucleotides. RefSeq lists its product as uncharacterized. The transcript has a single exon. Gene Ontology annotation, molecular function: acyltransferase activity, transferring groups other than amino-acyl groups. The record is from RefSeq and is a predicted model, not a curated record. Lineage: Eukaryota; Fungi; Ascomycota; Eurotiomycetes; Onygenales; Onygenaceae. Bases 1 to 756 code for a protein of 251 amino acids.